Molecule: messenger RNA, 2485 nt
Organism: Saccostrea echinata
Lineage: Eukaryota; Metazoa; Mollusca; Bivalvia; Ostreida; Ostreidae
Product: spermatogenesis-associated protein 6-like
Exons: 13
Coding region: 152-1888 (578 amino acids)
Biological process (GO): spermatogenesis
Molecular function (GO): myosin light chain binding
Source: RefSeq, a predicted model, not a curated record
UUGAGUUAACCCGUGCCUGCCUUGACUUCCAUCGCGUCCCUGACACCAAGCAGAAGGGACAAAAGAAAAUUGAUGUAGUAGUAUUUUUUAUUGCUUUCAAAGAAUUUAUUUACAUUUAUUGGAUUUAAUAAGUUAGUGAAACACAGAGGCGAUGCCACGCAGGGCGCUUCGGUGUGUUGUGGACCUUAAACUGAGAGCGGUGACUGCUCCAGGGGUGUGGCUGCCCAGCAGGGAGGAUGUUUAUGUCAGCAUCAGUCUGUUUGGUCAGUACAAGAAUACAUGUCUCCUGGAGUCUGUGUUCCCAUUAAUCAUCAGAGAAGACUUCACAUUUGAGAAGACCUACUACACUGCCUUAGACCCAUCAGAAGUUGUGGACUAUUUAGAGGAUGAGUUGAUUGUGUUUGAGCUUUUACAACUGUCUGAGUUUGGAGGAGCAAACAGACUCGCCUCCUACUCAUCAAGUGCUCGUGACUUCCUAUAUCCCGCCCCAUCUCUUUCUCCAUGUUAUGCCUCAGGAGCCCGAGAAAUUCUCUUCCACAGGUCUAUUGACUUCCCGGGCAUAAGUCCAAAGCUAGAAUUUGUCUCCAUCACAAACAUCAAGGAAUCGUUGUCUCCAGAAUUAGAUGCUUUAGAGGAUUCUUUGAGAGAGGAGAGAAGAUCAAGGAGACGUUCCCGAUCCCGUAGUCGAUCCCGCCCCACGAGUCGCCCUUCAUCCCGAGCCUCCAUGAGGACUUUUGUAGACGUGGAUCCCGCAGAGGACCUCAAAUCCUACCACAAGCCAACCAUUUCUUCUAUUUGUCAUUCUAGGUCACCGUCCCCGGCUGCGCGCUGGAAAAGUGACGACGUGUAUGUACCCAAGCUCAACAGCACUGAGGGGCGACCUCCAUUUGUUGUUCGUCAUUUAGAAAAAUCCCUCAUUGGGAGAAUCCCAGGCAGCGGUGAUGGCCUCAAGGCCAAGACAAAGAAGAAGGUCAAACGUGGGAGGUCAAGGUCGCGUAGUCGAUCUGUUAGUGCUAUGUCCGACUCUGCGCUGCAUGCCUCCGUAAGUUCUCUACCAGAAAACAGAUGCUGUGUCUGUAGUACGUACAAAAAACACAUGGGGAGGAGAUACUGGGGUCACACCCUUAAUUAUCACCCUACAGGGCUGACCCCAAAGACUUACAAUGUCAGAAGACACAGCCCCAAGGUGCCUCUGAACCCCAGAAAACACAGCCCUAGGGUGCCUCUGAGCCCCAGGAAACACAGCCCCAGGGGUUCUGAAAGCCCUCUAGGGUCCAGUCCUGGGAAACCCCUCAGUCCACACAGACAUAGUCCCAGGAAGUGCCUCUUUCAGACUUCCUCACUGGACGGUGAUGACCCCCUCCCCCGAGCCUCACCCCGGCAGUUCCUCAGUGACGACGAAGAUGCUGAGGUGGCAGCCCUGACUGGAUCCGUUGAUGACCUUCGCCUGAGUCGUAGAUCAAGGUCCCCAAGCCCUUUGCUGUACCGUCCUUCCUUGAGGGAGAGGUAUGGCUUACGUCCCUUGACACCAACUGAAAAAUUGGAUCUUGACCUAAGAGUGGAACAAGCUCUGCGGCGUAGUCGCUCCAGAGAGAGACUGGCAAGGUUGGAGUUAGAACGAUCGCGAAGCAGAUCUAGGGAGAGAUUAGCCAGACUGGAGAUUGAACUGGCAGAGAAGAGAAGAGAAAGACUGGCACGAGAGGAGCUUGAGGAGUCUCUCCGACGAGCCCGAGCCAGCCCAACUCGAGUGCAUUUGGACGAUGGAACCUAUUGGUCUGAAAGAGCAGCAAAAUUUCAAGGAAAAUCUCAUCGCCAGGUGUUUAACGACAGUCUGAGUAAACUGUACUCCAAAAUGUACCGCGGGGCUCUGAGGGCGGGGCCGGUCUGAUAGUUACCUCAUCACUAGAUGUUAACUGUGAUAUUAGAUAGUGUCUGUGUAUUUAUAUCUAGGAUAAAAGCUAUGUGACUACAACCAGUUUCUGUUACCAGAAUAUUCAUGAGAAUGUUACUGUUAAUUUGUAUCUACUAAUUGUUGUGUAAAAUUUUAAUUUCUUGUACCUUUGAUUUUUGGACCCGGGUUCCAUAACUUUUAUCCCUGCUUGGUUUGUUUGACAAUACUCCGUAGGGGCCAGUGAUUUACAGGGUGUGUUAUUUGCUUGGGGGAGGCAAAAUUGAUACUAAACCAAAAUUAUUACUUUUCUAUUCCAUUCAAUACAAUAGGAUGGCUUAUAAGCUGAUUAUAAAGUGAGAGUUUUUAAGUGUCUGAUGAAAAAAAUUAUUCUGAUACUACAGGGUUUUAGUUUUUUAUUAAAUUUAUUUAUCCAUACUGCUUAUUUUCAACUAACUUAAAAGAAUUCCGUAGUCAAUUUCUUUUUUUUUAUAUACAGCACAAGUCUACACAUUAUAUUAAUUAAUAUUUGAUCAAUAUGCUUUUAUUGUAUCACCCUAAUUAUUUUACAUUUAUUUGUCAGUUAGAAAUUAAUUC